Messenger RNA from Talpa occidentalis (Iberian mole), 2033 nucleotides. It is a transcript of the gene IMMP2L, whose product is annotated as inner mitochondrial membrane peptidase subunit 2. The record is from RefSeq and is a predicted model, not a curated record. Gene Ontology annotation, cellular component: membrane; mitochondrial inner membrane peptidase complex. The transcript is spliced from 7 exons. Gene Ontology annotation, molecular function: serine-type endopeptidase activity. NCBI's taxonomy places the organism in Eukaryota, Metazoa, Chordata, Mammalia, Eulipotyphla, Talpidae. Gene Ontology annotation, biological process: mitochondrial respiratory chain complex assembly. Bases 216 to 551 code for a protein of 111 amino acids.
AGGGCGGAGCCGGCGCGGGGACUUCCCCUGGCUGAGCGGCAAACCGGGGUUUUGGCCAAAUUGGGCGAGGGCACAAAAUAACCACUUACCCCUUCUCACCGAGGAAGCGCGGGAGAAAGGGUAUACACUUUGGGAUAUUCUGCUUCUUUGCUUGGCUCCUAAUCAUAUUUAUUACCAAGUUGUUGACUUGAAAUAUUAGUCCUCCUUCCAAAAGUAUGAAUUAUAUUACUACAUUCUGUUAUCAAGUCAGCGACAUACUAUUUUCUGUUUAUGGUAUGGCACAGUCACAAGGCUGGGUGAAAAGAUACUUGAAGGCCUUCUGUAAAGGCUUCUUUGUGGCAGUGCCUGUGGCAGUGACUUUCCUGGAUCGUGUUGCCUGUGUGGCAAGGGUGGAAGGAGCAUCCAUGCAGCCUUCUUUGAAUCCUGGGGGGAGCCAGUCAUCUGAUGUGGUGCUUUUGAACCACUGGAAAAUGAGGAAUUUUGAAGUACAACGUGGUGACAUUGUAUCAUUGGUUCUGAGAGAAAAUCACUUCUACUACUUGGAUGCAUAGUUGAUGAACUCUAGAUGAAAUCUCAGGACAAGUUGCUCCAUAUAUGCAGUGGUCAGUGCAUUUCUAUUCUUCAAAGUCAGCUCGAAGGAAAAGGAAGUAGCAAGAUUGAUGUUUGUUUUGUGUCAGACUUUCUAUUAAACAUUUUACAUGUAUUCUCAUUUAGUUCACUAAGACGACUGUCGAACUUAUGACCUCAGCUCUCCAUCCCUAACUUCAAACUCUAGUUAAUCAACUGCCUAGGGAAGAAAUGUGUUAAGAAAUUUAUUUACAUCCCAGAGUGAUACACAUGCACGCCUAUGUAUCUGCCUACUUACAUAGAUUAAUAAUCCUGUUUCGUACAGAGAGCAGUGUGCCCUUAGUGGUAGAGUAUGUGACUUUUGAAGACAUGACUUGAGGACACUAAGCCUCCAGAGAUUGUCAUUGCCGGAGGGCACAUAUUAUUAGUAACAUAUCUAAGAAAGGGAUUUGGACCUGGGUUUGAUUGACUUCAUUGCCCAUUUUCAAACACUACUCUCUACCUACCUAUCCCUUUCUCUAUUUGUUUUAUUAUUGUAUGUAAGAAUGAAAUCUUUCCUGCAAUGCUGCAUUUUUUGUUAUGUAAAUCACUUGUUUAAUGAAAACCAAAAAUAAUGGUGAGUCUACAAGUAUUUUGAUGAUAAAUAAAGAAACUCUAUAAUCUGAAUUUGGUUAUAUGGUAAUGCUACGUUUAAUUUUAAACUGAAGCCUGAAGGACUAGUUGAAUCAGGAAAAAACCUUGUUUCCACUUAGAUGUCAUUGUUUACCUUGAACAUGAAAAAUAGAGCAAGUAGUUACAAGGCUUAGAGGAAUAAAAAAUAAUAGCCAUCAUACUGCCCUGGAAAUAAAGGGAAAUGAUAAAGCACACACCUACCAGCUCUGUGAUCAGUGAUGUUUGCUAUCGGGCAGACAGUUAAUUCAGUGUAAAAAGUGUGUGAAAGAAUGCUUUUAAGCCUUUAACUGCAGAUGAUUUUUGUAUUAUUAUUUAUUUUUAAGUACUGACAGCUGACCACUUUAAUUGAUAAUGAAUUUAUAAUUCAUGGUAAUACAGCUGAAAUUAACUUGUGAACACAGAUAUUGCCAUCCUUCUAACCCCAACACAUACACACUUAGGAUUGUUUUGAAAAACAAACAAACAAACACACACCUUGUUAUACUUAAACAAAUAUAUUGAGGCUAAUCUAUUACAGCAGUUUGCUUGAACAAACAUUUAGACUAGGAAAGGAAUCCUUUCAUCUUAAAAGGUAUACUGAGUCUUUGCUUCUGACCCCUCAAACCUUCUUCUUUCCAUCUGGGCUGUAUUGGAAGUGAAGAAAUCACCUUAAACCAAGUCAGUUUGAGAUCAUAAAAGCUGUGAAGAAUGGCAAUUCUCUGAAACUUCACUGUAUUCUUUCACCAUCAUCGUUGGCCUAGUUCUUUGCUGAAAGAUUCCAUAGUUUCUUUAGUAUUUGUAGGGUUUAGAAGAUU